AUGCUCAAACGGCGCAAACUCAUGAAAAAGACGCUCGGCGAACGUAAACGUGCGCAACUUCGUGAACUUUUCGAUGCGCUCGACGCCGACGGUGGCGGUGAGGUUGAAUUCUCAGAGUUCGUCACGACGUGGCAGAUGAUUGGCGGUCGAGACGCGGCGUCGAUGCGAGUCGCCCGCGAGCUCUUCGCCGCGAUAGACGUUGAUGGCUCGCAAUCCAUGGACUUUGACGAAUUCGCGCUGCUGAUGAGCGAUCUCGACAGUCGGCACGUUCUCGGCGGCGGCGCGAACGACGACCGAGGAGCGUUGUUUCGGCAGGCGGCGGCGGCGCUGCAGACGCGCCGAGCGAUAUCAGACUUCAUCUCGUUUUGGGGCACCGCAUCGGGCGGCGCGCACCGGUGCUGA
This is a messenger RNA of Ostreococcus lucimarinus CCE9901, 402 nucleotides long. RefSeq lists its product with no specific name. The coding region runs from base 1 to 402 and encodes 133 amino acids. Gene Ontology annotation, molecular function: calcium ion binding. The transcript has a single exon. The record is from RefSeq and is a predicted model, not a curated record. NCBI's taxonomy places the organism in Eukaryota, Viridiplantae, Chlorophyta, Mamiellophyceae, Mamiellales, Bathycoccaceae.